CUGUGGGACCCUUGCAGCUCCACAGAUUUAGACUGCAGAAAUACAUCGGGAUGCACAUUAGACGCACAUGAUAACCCAACAUGCUUUUGUGGGACAGGUUUUGAAUUAAAUGACACCGGAAAGGAAUGCAUAGAUAUUAACGAAUGUGAGAGAAAUGUUUGCUCUUAGGAAUGCACCAACUUCAUUGGCGGCUUUCAAUGCAGCUGUGUAGAUGGAUAUAUGCUCGAAGGCGUUUCAACAUGCUUAGAAUGUGAAGAUUCAUAUUGGGGCCAUGAGUGCAACAAUACGUGUGACUGCAACGACAGGGGGACAGUUGAAUGCAGCCCUGUCAGAGGAUGUGUUUGUGAGCCAGGAUGGAGCGGAAGCGCAUGUGAUGAUGACGUCAAUGAGUGUGAGGUAGAACAAAACAUCUGCGCAGACGUUAUUAAACUGUGCACAAAUGCUGUUGGGUCGUACAGUUGUAAUUGUAUGAACGGUUUUCAAAAGGAUCAGACAGGGUCGUGCAUUGAUGUCAAUGAAUGUGAUAACCCGUCGUUGAAUAAUUGCUCACAUGACUGCUCAAAUACCAUUGGAAGCUACAGCUGCAGUUGUCGACCUGGAUAUAAAAUUUUGAACUCGUUAUGCCAAGAUAUCAAUGAAUGUACACUCGGACUAGCGGCUUGUGAACAGAUGUGUGAAAACAAGCCUGGUACCUACAACUGCUACUGCCACUUUGGCUACAGACUUAACGACGAUCGCCGCACUUGUACUAAAGUUUCUGACCCAUGCAAGACUUUGUCCAAUUUGACAUGUUCUGGUUAUUGCGUGGUGAACAAUAAUACCACUGAGUGUCGAUGUCAACAUGGGUUUGUGCUUGGGGAGGACAAUCAAAGAUGUUUCGAUGUUGAUGAAUGUGAACGUAGUACAACCAACAUGUGUGACCCAGUUUCCCGUUGCAUCAAUACCGAAGGAUCAUAUGUAUGUGAAUGUCCCGUAGGAACACGACUGGAAAAUGAUGGCCGAACAUGCUCCGAAUGUGAUGAAUAUCACUUUGGGCGAAACUGUUUGCAGGAAUGUAAUUGCAUUAAAGGAGUGUGUAACAGUACACUUGGGUGUGUUUGUGAUGAUGGUUGGACUGGUCCCAACUGUGAUGUGGAUGAAGACGAAUGUGUUUUAGAAUCUUUCACUUGCACGAUGCCUCAUAUGCAUUGCGUGAAUCUACCUGGAACUGCUUCGUGUGAAUGCAUAGCGGGGUAUCACACGGACAAAAUGUCCGGUGGCUGCAUUGAUUUAAAUGAGUGUCUUGACGUUUUAACCCAUGACUGUGCACAGAUCUGCACAAACAUGAACGGAAGUUACGAAUGCUCUUGUCGGACAGGAUUUAACCAAAACGGACAGAAAUGCACAGAUAUUGAUGAAUGCCAAGGCUUGCGUGGCUGUGAGCAGAAAUGUGAAAACACAUUGGGUAGCUACAGAUGCUCUUGCAACGAGGGGUACAAACUUGAUCUUUUUGAUCGGCAUUCGUGCAUGCCGGAAACGGAGUGCAAUACGGACCAAUAUUCUUCCUGCCCAAAAAAUUCCACAUGUGUCGUUGUAAGUGGAGAUGUGAUGUGUACAUGUCCGAAAGGAUAUAGUGAAAGAACACACGUGUGUGCAGACGUCGAUGAAUGCGUUGACAACAAACACAACUGCAUGCAAAUGUGUUCUAAUAUUAAUGGCGGAUAUGAUUGCUUGUGUCGAAUCGGGUUCUAUCUGUUGUCCGACGGGGUAUCCUGUGACGAAUGUCGUCCAUGGAGAUACGGCGCCAACUGUGAUUCGUCAUGUUCUUGCUUAAAAGAUAACUCUAAAUCGUGCAACAUCACUUCUGGAGAAUGUGAGUGCAAACCCGGAUGGACCGGUGAGAGCUGCGCACAAAACAUUGAUGAAUGUUCACUCGACAUCUUCCAGUUGUGUCCUAACGAUUCACAAUGCGUAGAUAAUUUAGGAAGUUUUGUAUGCACAUGUAAUACCGGGUUUUCGAAAAAUCGUUAUGGAAGAUGCGAAGAAUGUCAGCAUGGUCGCUUUGGAGACGGUUGUGGACACACAUGUGGGUGUUACAUGCAUCAUACUGAACGUUGCGAUUACGUCACGGGUCAUUGCACGUGUGAUAAAGGUUGGAAAGGCGUCACCUGCGAGGAAGACAACAAUGAAUGUAACGAUACUAAUGCAUUUCCUCGCAAUUCGGAUUGCGUGAACACCAUGGGUAGCUUUGAAUGUAAUUGUCAUACCGGAUUCAAGAAAAGGCGCGCUCUCGGGGAGGAGUGUAUAAAAUGUUACGAUUUCACCUAUGGUGGAAAUUGCAAUGAGGUAUGCACAUGUACAGAGGAACAUUCAACAGGUUGUGACAACAUAAACGGAAGUUGCUUCUGUAUGCAGGGUUGGCAAGGAGAGGCGUGCUCAGAGGAUGUCGAUGAAUGUCGAGAUACAAGCAUAUGUGAUAGUAAAGCUAAUAGCCACUGUGUCAACUUGAUUGGGUCAUACGAAUGUUCAUGUAAUGCUGGCUAUGGCGUGCAUAAUGGCGAUUGUAAAGAUGUUAACGAGUGUUUGACAGAAAAUCUCAGCGCAUGCGAUAAACGUGCCAGGUGUGAAAACACGGCUGGAAAUUACACGUGCGAGUGCCCAGCAGGCACGGACCUUCACGACGAUGGACGCAGUUGUAUAGUUUGCAACAACAACACGUUCGGUAAUGGCUGUAAUGACCAGUGCAACUGCACACAAGAAAAUAGUGAGACUGCAGAUCAGUCAUGUGACACGGUGACGGGAUCUUGUUUGUGUAACCCGCACUGGACUGGGCGAUUUUGUGAAAUGGAUGUCAAUGAAUGUGUAACUUCCGGUAUAUGCAAAGAAGCUAACACGGGUUGCAGAAAUAUUCCUGGAGGGUUUAUUUGUGACUGCCUUCGUGGUUUCACGAUUAAUAACGAAACUGGGAAAUGCGAAUAUGUUUUACCAAGUACAGCAUUGCCUGCAGAAGAUGAGGUGCGUGUUAAUCUUACCCUGAAUUUGGUCGUUGACUUGGUACCAGGGACUGACCUGGACGUUAAGGCUGUUUUUGACCAAGUUGCUGAAAAAGUGGAAAAAUCGAUAAGGAAACAUAUGUCGAAAUACAUCUCAGUACCAUUUACAAUCCUCAUUGAUGAUCUAAGCUUGGGAAGUAUCAACGUCAGGUACACUUUAAUCUUCAAGAAGAACUCCGACGUCGCUAAAGACAUUUUUAAAGCCGUGAUGGACAUGAGAUCUGGCACCGAGAUAGAGUAUGAUGGCAGGAAUGUUACAGCUUUAUCGCAAGAAUCCAUUUCCAGUGAUAAUGCAUGUGAGUUUUAUGAAACAACACUCGGUGGUUGCGGAUCAGGAUAUGAAUGCGUUUAUUACGCCGGUGAACCAACUUGCAUAGAGUUGUCCGCCACAGACAACUACUCGCUGGUCGUUGGUGUGACAGUUGGACUUUUCGUGUUUCUUGUGGCCGUUUUCGUAACGAUUACGGCGAUUGUUGUUUACAAUAGGAAUCGCAAGAAAAGCUCGAAGAACCUCCGUAGAGAAUCAGAUGAUAAGCCCAUGCCUCCAUACUGGCCACCAUGGAAGAAUACCAAUGACACGAAAUCUAGGUACUGGAACUGGAGGUCGCUAGCAAUGAAAAAUCAGUUUGCCACACCGUACCAUCUACCACGUGCUCACACCGACCAGGGCUCAAAUGAAGCGGGCACCCAGUAACUACGCGGAAAUAUUUUGGAACGAACAUUAAUGUGACAUGAUCUGGAAAAUGAGAUACAUAGAUUGACUUUUUUGAUUUCAUUUAAUAACAUAUUUUGUUUGUUAAAAUUGAAAAUUUAACGUUUGCUGUUUUUGUUUAGCAAUUUUUGUAAAUAUGAAAAAUGCCUUUUAUUACACCUGCUUGAUAAUGGAAUUGUGUGCCAUAGACGGUAUAUUUCAAUAUGUAAUUGUUUGUAAAAAGAGUAUUAGAGCCGCAUUGCACGGUUAUGGGUUUUUACAAAUGAAAUAAUUAUUAGUAUUAAGUGGCAAAUAAUAAUCCGUUUUUAAAUGUGUUUCAAUCUCUUCAAGACUUAUUUCUUUUAAUUGCCAUUUUUUAACGAUAUAAUAUUUACUUUACUCAGAUAUCCAAGGCAGCAAUGAAUUCUGUCACAACGUAAUUUGACUGCAUUUAUAGCGGCGGUGUAAAACGUCCCGAUUGUUAAAUAAUAACUCUUUGAUUAAUGUUCCAUAAAAAAUAGUGUUAGAAUUAUAACAAAAAUUAUACGCUAGUGAAAAUAUUGAUACGUUAAUUAUUCGUAUCAUUUCAAUCAGUACGUUCGUAAUGACGUAGCGUGUGUGACGUCCAGUUUAGAAUUACGAUUGCGCAAUGCAUAAUCAAACUUGUAAACACAUAUUUUAUGCGAUUUUAGGGAAAUCAUCAUAAACAUUUUAGUUUUACUAUCGUAAACGUCAUUUAAUUCUUACCCAAUAAAACAUACAAGUAAACGUAUGUCCUAAGACCCAAAACCUCACAAAGCGGCUCAUUCAUAACAAUUAAAUUCCACAAUUGUAUGCACUUUAUAAACAGAUCCAGUUCAUCAUUAUUAACAAACUAAACAUGGUCACCAUUAUAAAGGAUAUCAAUUUAUAUCACCAAUGUAUUAGCUCUGUAAACAGCUGCAUUUGCAUAUCCCGUAUUAAUCGGAUUACAUUUAUCAUUUAUACUCAGAAUUUGUGACAUAUGUGAAUGUUCUAUGUAUUAUAAUAGCUUCGUGUACUGUG
Messenger RNA from Mya arenaria, 4767 nucleotides. Its product is annotated as fibrillin-2-like. Gene Ontology annotation, biological process: cell communication. Gene Ontology annotation, molecular function: calcium ion binding. Gene Ontology annotation, cellular component: membrane. The transcript has 28 exons. Bases 220 to 3726 code for a protein of 1168 amino acids. NCBI's taxonomy places the organism in Eukaryota, Metazoa, Mollusca, Bivalvia, Myida, Myidae. The record is from RefSeq and is a predicted model, not a curated record.